Messenger RNA from Paramecium octaurelia, 1082 nucleotides. The record is from the annotation of a GenBank genome assembly. NCBI's taxonomy places the organism in Eukaryota, Ciliophora, Oligohymenophorea, Peniculida, Parameciidae.
AUGAGCAUAUUUCUACUGAUUAAUCAAUAUAUGAGAAACUUUUAAUUAAUGAGAAUUUACUGUUUUAUUUCAACUCACAGUCUUAAUUUUAAGAAUGUUCAAAUACAAAAUAGUAUUAUAUAGCAAAUGGAAAAUUAUAUUUUACUGAAUUUGAUAAGGAUGGGAACCCAAAAUUUAAAAUUCAAGAAGGCCCAUUUAGGGUUUGCUUAAGUAAAAAAGAAUUCGUAUUAGAUGGCGAUGGAAAAGAGUUUUCUGGCAAAUCUAACCUUAUUAAAUUUUAAGGAUAAUUUGAAAAUGGCAUUUUUAAGGAUGAUGCAAGAAAUUAAAGAUCAAAAAGCGCCCCAAACAAAAAGAUUAAAAUAAUCGAUGUUUAAACAGGUUUAUAAGUAAAUAAUAACGAUUAACUUAACAAGUAUCAACACUAAUUCCUCUAAUGUGAAAGUUGGUGCAAAUAUAACUAAUAAAUUUCAAUAAAGGAUAUUUAGAUUCUAGAAAAUAAUCGACGAUUAACAAGCAGCAUUAUUGAUGCUUAUGUUUUGUACCUUAAUUUAGAAAGUGAAAAAGAUUAUUUUUCAAAGAAUAGAAAAAAUCGAUAAAAUAUCAACAGGAUCCUAUUUUUACCAACUACUCUGACUACUAAUUUUGGAAGAAAUUAUACUGAUUAACAUACAAAGAACAUCUAUGAAGCUGAAUUGCUAUAAUUUUAAGAUCUGAAUUAUGACUUAAAAAAAAUAUACACAUAUAUAGGUAUGCCUGUAAACAAGAAUAACUAUCAUUGGUAUUUUCUACUUUUUGAUUUAAAACAGAAUAGUUGUACUGUUUUUGACUCUUUAUAAAAGCCUACUAAUCAGAUGAACGUAGAUUAACAGUUAAUUCUUGCUCUUGAAAAGUUAUUAAAAAUAAAGCAACUUAAAAAGUAGUUCUCUAAUUUUUCUGGUUAGUAAACUGACGGUUAUUCUUGCGGAUAUCAUGUUUGCUAAUUCAUGAAUUAUUGCAAAACGAUAUAAUUUGAACCAAAAGUAAAUUAUGAUUUCAAAUUAAAUGAAAUUAAAAAAAAAUUGUUAACAAUUAUUAAAAAAUGA